Blepharisma stoltei is the source of this 1893-nucleotide messenger RNA. The record is from the annotation of a GenBank genome assembly. Lineage: Eukaryota; Ciliophora; Heterotrichea; Heterotrichida; Blepharismidae.
AUGAAUAAAAAAUUUGUAAAUAAAAUGAUAAAUUUAGCUUAUAAUUCUAAAAUGGACUGAUUAUUUGGAAAAAUUUUACUUAUUUGCCAUUUUGCCUUUUACUAUAAAAAAAAUUAUUUUGUAGUAAAAUUAGAGGAAACCAAAAUGGAACACGCUAAAAUCCUUGUAGUAGGAGCUGGAGGGAUUGGCUGUGAACUUUUAAAGACACUUGUCAUGGUCGGAAUAGACAAUAUUACAGUGAUUGACAUCGACACAAUCGAUAAAUCAAACUUAAACAGACAAUUCUUAUUCAGACCUGAACAUGUAGGUCGCCCUAAAGCCGAAGUUGCAGUUUCCACGCUCAAAGAACUUCGACCAAGCUUAAAUGUGACAGGAAUCCAAGCUAACAUUACCAAUUAUGGCAAUGAUUUUUUCCAAAAUUUCGCAAUAGUCCUCAAUGCUUUAGAUAACUUAGAAGCCCGUCGCUAUGUAAAUCGCCUAUGCGUUUCUACCAAAAUUCCUAUGAUUGAUGCAGGAACCCAAGGAAAACUAGGCCAAGUGACUGUGCAUGUUCCUCAUAUUACAGCGUGUUACGAAUGUGAGCCCAAACCUACCCCAAAAACCUACCCAGUCUGCACCAUAAGGUCAACCCCUUCUAAGCCAAUCCACUGUAUAGUCUGGGCUAAAUAUCUAUAUGAAGCUUUAUUUGGGCUCAGAGACCCUGACAACAUCCUUUCUGAUUUACAAAAAAAAGCGGAAGGGUUCAGCGACCUCGGAAAAGAGCUUUUUAAUUUACUUUUUAAAGAAGAACUGCCUGAAGAAGCUAAAAAAAUUGAAAUUUCUAUAGAAAAUAUUGUAGGAAGCCAGAUUAAUGAAGACAAAAUAGGGAGUUUACAAGAAUAUGCUGCAGGCUUUAUAUAUGCUGUAGAAAACUUAAAAUCAAGAGAGCCUAAGCCAUUUGAUAAAGAUGACCAGCUUGCUAUACAGUUUGUAGGGGCUGCCAGCAAUUUGAGGGCUGCGAAUUUUAAAAUUGAGCAGCUUAAUUUGUUUAAAACAAAAGAAAUUGCAGGGAAUAUUAUCCCAGCUGUGGCUACCACAAAUGCUAUGGCUGCUGGACUGCAAGUAAUUGAGGCGUUGAAGAUAUUGAGAAAUAAAAAUGAGCCAAAAAAUGUCUGGAUUUCUGAGCAUGCGAGUGACUCAAAAAUUAUAGUUUCAGGAAAUAUGCCACCGCCGAUGCCAAAAUGCUAUACGUGCUCUGUUGGGUCUGUAAAGGUGAAACUUAUAUGAUUUUCCUAUGUUUUGACCGAUAUGAAGAGGGAACUCUCCAGUUGGCCUAAUCCACUAGGAAGUUCCUUGCCUUUAUUGAGCAAAACAUAGUAAAACCCUAUAAUUUUAAUACGUUCACUCUUGGAGAUUUGGUGUCAAAAAUACUUAUAAUCAUUUUUAUAAUAUUUUUGAGGAAAGAUAUAAGGAUUUUCUAAAAUUUAUAUAAUUUAAUAUAAUAGUUAAUAGCAAAUAAUGAUAACUUAACGCAAAUUAGAUAAAAAUGAAUUAAGCAUGCAAAACCCUACCUUAAAUCUGGAAAACGGAAGUAUUUUAUAUGAAAGUGGUGAAGGUUUAGAUGAAGAAGACGAAGAAAGAUACGCGAAAAACUACAAAAUGACGCUAAAUGAACUAAAAUUGGCUGAUGGGGUUAGAGUUUCUUGUGACAAUUUCAGCACUGAUUUUACUAUAAAAUUGAUAAUAAGUCAUGAUGAAAAUCAAGAAUUGUAUGAAAUUGUAGGAGAAAUCGUAGAGAAUGAAGAGAAUCAUAAGGAAAACGGAGAAAAUCAGAAUGAGCUGAAGAGAAAAAGUGACAACUCUGAUGAAAGGGAAUGCAAAAAGCUGAAAAUAGUAGAAGAUAUAGAAAAUUAG